Messenger RNA from Lontra canadensis (Northern American river otter), 1357 nucleotides. RefSeq names its product mitotic spindle assembly checkpoint protein MAD1-like. The coding region runs from base 110 to 1357 and encodes 415 amino acids. Gene Ontology annotation, cellular component: kinetochore; nuclear envelope; mitotic spindle. NCBI's taxonomy places the organism in Eukaryota, Metazoa, Chordata, Mammalia, Carnivora, Mustelidae. The record is from RefSeq and is a predicted model, not a curated record. The transcript is spliced from 13 exons. Gene Ontology annotation, biological process: attachment of mitotic spindle microtubules to kinetochore; mitotic spindle assembly checkpoint signaling.
CCCAAGUCUCGCGAGAACACGGCGGCAGGUCUCGCGAUACGCGGGCGCGGGCGCCGAGGAGGGAGAUCUGAGCGGUGGCGGCGAUCGCCCGUGUCUGAGUAAAGUGGCCAUGGAUGACCUGGGGGAAAACACCACUGUGCUGUCCACGCUGCGGUCUUUGAACAACUUCAUCUCUCAGCGGGUGGAGGCUGGGUCCGGCCUGGAUGCUGCCACCUCCGCCCCAGGUUCUCUGCAGACACAGUAUCAGCAGAGCAUGCAGCUGGAGGAACGGGCGGAGCGGAUCCGUGCCGAGUCCCAGGUGGUCCAGGUGGAGCGGGAGAAGAUGCAGAUGGAGCUGAGCCACAAGAGAGCACGAGUGGAGCUGGAGCGGGCGGCCAGCACCAGUGCCAGGUGCUACGAGCGCGAGGUGGACCGCAACCAGGAGCUGCUGACGCGAAUUCGGCAGCUGCAGGAGCGGGAGGCUGAGGCAGAGGAGAAGAUGAAGGAGCAGCUGGAGCGCCAUAGGCUGUGUGAGCAGAGCCUGGCCGCUGCUGGCCAGAAGCUGCGGGAGAAGGAGGACGGCCUGGCUGCGGCCGGGGAGACCAUCAGCACGCUGAAGGGGAGGGUCUCCGAGUUGCAGUGGAGCGUGAUGAACCAGGAGAUGCAGGUGAAGAGCCUGGAGUCUGAGAAGCAGGAGCUCAAGGAGCAGCUGGCCUUGCAGCACAAGAAAUGUCAGGAGGCUAAUCAGAAGGUUCAGGAGCUCCAGGCCAGCCAGGAAGCCAGGGCCGACCAGGAGCAGAGGAUCAGGGAUCUGGAGCAGAAGCUGUCCCUGCAGGAACAGGAUGCCGCAGUCGUGAAGAAUAUGAAGUCAGAGCUGGUGCGGCUGCCCAAGCUGGAGAGGGAGCUGAAGCAGCUGCGGGAGGAGAGCGCCUACCUGCGGGAGAUGCGGGAGACCAACGGGCUGCUCCGGGAGGAGCUGGAGGGGCUGCGGCGGCGGCUGGGACGCCAGGAGAAGUUGCAGGAGAGUCUGGUCGUCCUGGAGCUGGAGAAGGAGAAGCUGCUGGCAAAGCUGCAGAGUUGGGAGCAGCUGGAGCAGACCACGGGCUUGAACAUCAGAACCCCGGAGGACCUGUCCGGGUUUGUCGUUGAGCUGCAGCGGCGGGAGCUGGCUUUGCGGGACCGGAACAACACCAUCACCAGCAGCCCUGCUCCCAGCACCUCGGUGACCCAUCCGCAGGCCGAAGGCUUCUUGGGGAAGGGACAGCAUGUUGUGUGCGACGGCGUCCCCGGGGACGCAGAGGACGUGGGUGAGGAGCUGCUUGGUGAGCAUGUGUCGGCUGAAGGAAUGAACGAACAGCCGACUGAAGAGCCACAGUGA